This is a messenger RNA of Jatropha curcas, 2546 nucleotides long. RefSeq names its product actin cytoskeleton-regulatory complex pan-like protein. The record is from RefSeq and is a predicted model, not a curated record. Lineage: Eukaryota; Viridiplantae; Streptophyta; Magnoliopsida; Malpighiales; Euphorbiaceae.
GCUCCUGGUCCUCCCUCUCUCUUAGCUCUCUCUGUACUUCUCUCAGUUCACACACAUCACUAUAACUAAAACAAAACUCUUCCUCUCUCUCUAAAAAGCUCACUGUUUUUUUUUUUUUUUUCCUUUUCUUGCUUGCUAAAUGGCGGAUUUUUGUAAGCUACAACAAUGAAGGUUACCGGAAAACCGCAUUCUACGGCGACAUUUCCGGGGAACUCUAUUACUUCCAAAGCUCAGAAUCCGCAGCCUCAUCCAGAUCUCAAGCAUCGACGACGUCAAACUAGGAAUCCUACUCUUACAAAAUCGAAGAGAGCUGGAACUCCGGUCGGAAAGCGUAGCCGAAGUCGACCGGAAACUCCUCUCUUGAAAUGGAAGAUCGAAGAUAGAGAGAGAAAUGUUCGAGUUCAAGAGGAUGAAGAUGAAGAUGAGCAUCAGCAGGAGGAGAAGAUAGAGAAUGGUGCCCGUAAAGGUCGACGGAAAGUCUCACGGGCUGUGUCUGCGAGGAAGCUGGCAGCUGGUUUGUGGCGAUUGCAGCUGCCGGAGACUGUGGCAGCUGGUGCCAGUGAGAGGAGGAGGAAGGGUCAAUUAGGGUUUCAGCCUGCCGCUGGUCAUGCGGGCAUCUCAUUUAUGCCUCAUCAUAGUGGCAAAGCUAAAGGGUUUGAAGUACAUGAUCCAUUACAGAGUCCGAGUUCUGUCUCUGGUGUGAAGAAUAAAUUAUUCUCUAAGCUUGAACCUUCAUUUCAGUUUUCCAACUCUGCAAUGGAGGGCGCAACUAAAUGGGAUCCUGUCUGCUUGGAAACAUUAGAUGAGGUGCGACAGAUCUACAGCCACAUGAAGCGUCUUGAUCAACAAGUUAGUGCUGUAUCAAUGGUUUCUGCCCUUGAAACUGAACUAGAGCAGGCUCAGGCAUGCAUUCAGGAGCUUGAAGAUGAGCGUCGGUCCUCAAAAAAGAAACUGGAGCACUUUUUGAAGAAAGUAAGUGAAGAAAGGGCUGCAUGGAGGAGCAGAGAGCAUGAGAAAAUUCGUGCAUUUAUUGAUGACAUUAAAGCAGAUUUAAACCGUGAAAGAAAAAAUCGUCAAAGGUUGGAAAUUGUAAAUUCCAAAUUGGUUAAUGAGCUAGCUGAUGCGAAGGUUUCAGCAAAGCGAUAUAUGCUAGACUAUGAAAAAGAAAGAAAAACCAGAGAAUUGGUUGAGGAAGUAUGUGACGAGCUUGCAAAGGAGAUUGGGGAGGACAAAGCUGAAGUUGAAGCACUAAAGAGAGAAUCAAUGAAACUCCGUGAGGAAGUGGAUGAGGAAAGGAAGAUGUUGCAGAUGGCUGAGGUAUGGCGUGAAGAGCGUGUUCAAAUGAAGUUGGUGGACGCAAAGGUGGCACUUGAACAAAAAUAUUCAGAGAUGAACAAGCUUGUAGCAGAUUUAGAAACUUUUCUAAGAUCCAGAAGCGCGACCCCAGAUUUGAAGGAAAUGCAAGAAGCUGAAUUGCUUCUACAUGCUGCUGCCUCUGUGAAUAUCCGGGAGAUGAAGGAAUUCACAUAUGAGCCAGCUAACCCAGAUGACAUUUUCUCUGUUUUUGAAGAAGUUAAUGCUGGUGAACCCAAUGAGAGGGAGAUUGAGCCUUGUAUUGCAUACAGUCCUGCCAGCCACGCCUCAAAAAUUCAUACUGUGAGUCCUGAAGUAGAUGUGAUUACCAAGGAUAGCAAUCACAGACAUUCUGAUGCAUUCUUUGAUCACAAUGGUGAUAUUGAAGAAGAUGAGAGCGGGUGGGAAACUGUAAGCCAUCUUGAAGAUCAAGGUUCAAGUUACUCACCAGAAGGGAGCAUCCCAUCUGUCAACAACAAUCACCGAGAUAGUAAUGUUUCAGGGAGUGGAACAGAAUGGGAAGAAAAUGCAUGCGGUGAAACCCCAAUAACUGAAAUCACCGAACUCUGUUCUGUGCCAACAAGACAGUUGAAGAAAGUGUCAUCUAUCGCAAAGCUUUGGAGAUCAGGCCCAAACAAUGGAGAUAACUAUAAAAUAAUUUCAGUAGAUGGAAUCAAUGGCAGGCUAUCCAAUGGAAGGAAAUCUAGUGGGGGCAUUUUAUCUCCAGAUCGAGGGUCAGGUAAAGGGGGAGGAGACAGCCCUGAUUUGGUGGGGCAAUGGAGUUCGCCUGACUCGGGUAAUCCUCACAUAACUAGAGGAAUGAAAGGUUGCAUUGAAUGGCCACGUGGUGCGCAAAAGAAUAGCUUGAAGGCAAGGCUUAUGGAGGCAAGGAUGGAGAGCCAGAAAGUCCAACUACGCCAUGUUCUGAGACAGAAGAUCUAGGUAGGUAGAAUUAAUGAUGCAAAUGUUGUUUAUCAAAAAAUUUCAGAGAAAACCAGAUGGAAAUAAGUAGUAGUAUCAUUUUUUGACCGUGGAGGUAGAGAAUGAGUUUGUUUCUUGUUGUAAAUGGUCAAAAAGGAUAAAAAUGCAUCAUUGGCUUCAUGGACUGAACGCCAUCUGAUAUACAUGUAAUGCUUUUUGCUAAAUGCCCAUUUUAGUGGAAAUUACAUUAUUUAUGGUGUCUUGGCUAUGCA